AUGAGGUAUAAAUCGACACUGCUCUUGUUCCACGGCAAAAAUUGCCCGCACUUCAGGAAAUUAUUUCCUGAAUAUGUGGAGAAGUACAACCAACAACAAGAAAAGGAGCACGGAACCAGAGCCCCAGCUCCUUCACCUGACACUGUCCAGGAAGCGGCAGCUACGGGAGGUAAGAAAGACCAUGUUAAAAUUUGCCGGAUUCGCAGCGAAAAGAAGCUGAAGAAGCGAGUGCCCUUUUGGCUGACGGUGGUUAUCGUCUCUGUUUUUGGCGCGGUGAUGGCCUUGCCCCUGAUGCAACUUUGACAGUAAAAAGUCGAAUAAAGUGUGACAGUGGUGCCGUAAUUUUGUAUAGCUUUCUGUUGGUUUGUGCAACUCAAUUCUUCAUCCGUGGACUGCCACCUUGGAGACAUGGUGAUGAACUCUUGUGAUGGUAAAACUGUAGAACCUG
This is a messenger RNA of Triticum aestivum (bread wheat), 448 nucleotides long. Its product is annotated as ubiquitin-conjugating enzyme E2 34-like. The record is from RefSeq and is a predicted model, not a curated record. Bases 1 to 303 code for a protein of 100 amino acids. The transcript is spliced from 2 exons. NCBI's taxonomy places the organism in Eukaryota, Viridiplantae, Streptophyta, Magnoliopsida, Poales, Poaceae.